This is a messenger RNA of Mytilinidion resinicola, 843 nucleotides long. RefSeq lists its product as uncharacterized. Lineage: Eukaryota; Fungi; Ascomycota; Dothideomycetes; Mytilinidiales; Mytilinidiaceae. The transcript has 3 exons. The record is from RefSeq and is a predicted model, not a curated record. The coding region runs from base 1 to 843 and encodes 280 amino acids.
AUGGAUAAAGCUAAGGCCGCUGUCUCCGACUUCAUGUCCAAGGCUGGAAAGCAUGAUACAACUGUGCACGAACGUGUGGCUCCUGCUGUUACCGACGAAACAGUCAAUUCCCAUCGCCAUGAGAAUGUAACUACUGCGGUCGACAAAGAGGUUCACCAGGAUCAUUACCAUCACUCGGUACAGCCGGUGAAGGACCGUGAAGUUCUCCCUGAGCAGCACAGCCAUCAGCUCGGCAAUGUUGAGCACCGCCAGUUUGAGCAUGGAAACCAGCGCGAUGUUACCUCAAGACUGGAGCAGGAAGCUGCUCAGUUCAAGGAUCAGCGCACUGUUGGUCAGACGAAGGAAACUCAAGCCGUGAAGCCUACCGUACAGGGAGAGCAUGUGCAUCACCAUGUUCACGAGACUAUCCAACCUGUGGUACAAAAAGAGACCAUCCAACCCUCGGUUGUUCACACCACUGUCCCGAUCCACGAAGUCCACCACAAUGCCGCUCAACAUCACAGCGCAUCGGCGCUCCCCGCCGUGAGCAUGUCGGACUUCAAGAAGCAGGGAGGCGUCCUAGGUGGACGUGAGGAACGCUAUGAUGGCUUCGAGGGUGAGCCCCGAGCUAUCGGUGGCGCUCUUGGUGGUGGCCGAGGCCACGGCCACGUUGGAGAACAUCACGGAGAGCACCAUUCUCACCACUCUGGCGCCACUGCCGGUCAGCACAACUCUGGCCUGGCUAACAAGACCGAUCCUCGUGUGGACAGCGACUUGGAUGGUAGCCGGACUCCCAGCCUGAUGGACAAGGUGAACCCUAAGGUGGACGCGAAUGGAGAUGGAAAGGCCGGUUUCAUGAAGUAA